This is a messenger RNA of Amaranthus tricolor (Joseph's coat), 1543 nucleotides long. RefSeq names its product SEED MATURATION PROTEIN 1. The transcript has a single exon. Lineage: Eukaryota; Viridiplantae; Streptophyta; Magnoliopsida; Caryophyllales; Amaranthaceae. Bases 513 to 809 code for a protein of 98 amino acids. Gene Ontology annotation, biological process: seed dormancy process. The record is from RefSeq and is a predicted model, not a curated record.
UUUUAUAAAACAUAAAAAAUAUAUAAUUUUAUAAUACACAUAUAAAAAAUUUAAAAAUCAUCAAGAGUUAUAGAAAUCAUAAAAAUGAAGUGUUAAAUAAGUCAUACGUGGGGUAACAAAAAAUAUAGCCAAGUGUUAUGCAUCAUAAGAGUAUAGCUCCACGUUACCCUAUCAUGCACAACUCUACAAAAAAUUCAAAACCUUGAGUAGCAUUUUUUUUGUCUUUUUCAUUUAGCAUUAUUUAUUGUAUUGAUUCAACAUAUUUCUUUGUAGCAUUUUUGUUUUUAACAAUAAACCCCACGACACUAUUUUCACUAAAUAUCAUUCAUAUAUUUUAAUUUUUUAAAUGUCAUUCAUAUUAUUUAUUUCUUCUUUAUUUAUAAUAGAUAUUCACUUUUUUCUUUAAAAAACACACAAUUUUUCUAUAAUACUAAUUCAAAUUGACAAAAAAAGUAUUAUAAAUAGAGACACUUUCUAGCUAAUGUAUGUUGUCACAAAAAUUACACACAUAAAUGGCGAAGAACAAGGAUGACAUAAAAUAUGCAACCGCGCAAGCUAGGCUCACUGAAGACGACGCCACAAGGGUGGCGUACAAGGGCGGCACUCCCUUGGAGGGCGGAAAAAUCGCCGAGUCGGAAACCGUAGACCUCUUCUCUGCUGCCCAUAACGUCGAAAAUGCUCAAUCGCAAGGUGCGGGCGGACCCAAUUCAGCUCAACCUCAGUUAAAUCGCGACGAAAACGAAGCUGAUCAAGGUGGUGCUGGAACUCAUCCUAAUUUUUCUUCUAGGCGUUUGCCCAAGAAACAAUAGUUUUAUGUUAGAAUUUGGGUCGGCUUGUUUUCGAUCGGGUUUUCGAUCGGGUCAUCUUCAGUUUAAAGCUAAUACGUAACAUGUAUGUUACGAUUUUGUUUUAAGGUUUAUUUUAUUUAUUUUGUUUUAAGGUUUAUUUUAUUUUUAAGUCAGGUUAAAUUUUGAUUUUGUUAUAUUUAUUGCGAAUGUUUAUUUUAGUUUCGUUUAAAAUUAAAUCGCAUGUUGGAUACUUGAUCCGGUAAGGUUGAGAGCCCUCUAUAGGUAAGGGAGUUAAGGGGUUGUAGAGUGAAUUAGUCGGUUCUGUGAGGAAAAUUAUUAGAAAAGUACCUAGAAAAACAUUACUUUUAUGAAAAAAAAAUAUCUAGAAUAAAUUUUUUUAUCAAAAAGUACCUAAAAAUUUUAUUUUCUUUGUUAAAAGAUAACUACUGACAGAACAGUUAGAAUUUCCGUUAUUUUUUCAUAUGCAGGUCAUGUGGCCAUUAAAAAGCUCCAUUAAAGCAGCUCUCUCAUCCUCUUUCUCAUUCAACCAAUAAAAAUUCUAGAUUCUUCGCUAUUAAAGGACGCCAUUAAAAUCAAGCCUUAAAAUCCAGCUUCAACACAAACAGUAGGUUUUGAAACAAACAGUAGGUUUUGAAAUUACUUCUACUUUUUCAAUUGCUGUUCGAAAAUUCCAUAGCAGUUCAAAGAGGAUAUUUGAAACAAAUGAAAAUGAAAACUAACCUGAGGAAAGAAGA